AUGCAACUCCUCCAAACCCUCGUCAGCAUCGCUGCAUUCAGCACUCUCGCAUCCGCAACCCUCAAACCCGCUACCUCAAACACAAAAGGCUUCUACCCCAAAUCUCCAGCUUGCAAACCAAGCAAAAUCUCCUACGCCAUCCAAGCCGCCGAAUGCGCCCACAACACCCGUGUAGCCGGCACGCAAACCUUCGCCGUCUUCGAACAAGUCCACAAAUAUGAUGGCGCACACGGUGCUCCCUAUGGAACUUGUUCCGCUUAUACCUGUGCUGCGCCUGCGAAAUCACACUUGACGGCUGAGUCUGAUUAUUGGGUGUUUUAUUGGGGUAAUGAGGGGGUUAGUCCUGGUGUGGGCUCGACUUGUAUUAAGAGUCCUGUGGAUGGGACUUGUGGGUGUGAGAAUUCGGAUGUCUUCCUUACCUGA
Messenger RNA from Sclerotinia sclerotiorum 1980 UF-70, 423 nucleotides. RefSeq lists its product as hypothetical. The transcript has 3 exons. NCBI's taxonomy places the organism in Eukaryota, Fungi, Ascomycota, Leotiomycetes, Helotiales, Sclerotiniaceae. The record is from RefSeq and is a predicted model, not a curated record. Bases 1 to 423 code for a protein of 140 amino acids.